Messenger RNA from Trichomycterus rosablanca, 4801 nucleotides. RefSeq names its product solute carrier family 12 member 6-like. Gene Ontology annotation, biological process: chloride transmembrane transport; chemical synaptic transmission; potassium ion import across plasma membrane. Gene Ontology annotation, cellular component: plasma membrane. The coding region runs from base 609 to 4052 and encodes 1147 amino acids. Gene Ontology annotation, molecular function: potassium:chloride symporter activity. The record is from RefSeq and is a predicted model, not a curated record. The transcript is spliced from 25 exons. NCBI's taxonomy places the organism in Eukaryota, Metazoa, Chordata, Actinopteri, Siluriformes, Trichomycteridae.
CCGGACUGUACAGGUUUGAGUUUGACACCGUCAAUAAAACCAGUCUGGGAACUAAAAUAGGAUUUUUAAAAUUUCUACCUUUUAAACAUCACAGACGGAUUAACGUGCAGCGUGUACAAAAUUCCUGAGACUUGAACCUCCCGUCCAUCAGCAUCCGCUUCUGAGCCCAUGACACUUACCUCGAACACAUAAUCAGUGCCAGACAUCCUCCGUUCCCAAUAAAUGAAUCAAUCUGUCAGAUCGGUACCAGAACAAGGAACCUAAAAACCCUAAAACCAGCCACGUGGUGGACCUUCAUCAGUUGGAAACCCGUUUUUCCACUUUAGGACUUUACUAAAGGCAGUUCUACCCCCGUCUCGCCUCGGAUUUAUUCCAUUCUAACACACAGCACACGGCGUUCCUUCAUUAACGCUCCUCUGUCGCUCGUCCUGAGACCCUCACGUCCCUCGUUAGAACGUCUGUAAAACACGUCCAUCGGUAUCCAUGGAGGCGCGUCGGCCAGCCGCCGUUCCCUUCCUCGCCGUUAGCUGAGAAUAACCCAGCUCGCCGUCGUAAGGUCUCCGCGUCCGACCGGCACCCUGGCGGAACACCAGCAGCUCCGUGAGGCCAUGGCGUCCUCCGUGCGCUUCACCGUCACCCCCACCAAGGCCGAGGACGUCCCGGGACUGUCGGACGCUUCGCCGGACAUCAGCUCGCGCGGCGCCAGGGUGCACUUCGGCUCGCGGGAGAGCGUCAGUAACAGCGAGGACACGCCCGACCGCAGCCACCACGACCAGGGAGAAGGGAACCCCAAGAUCUCCAGCGUCUACAUCAACAACAGUCACAACACUGACGAUGAUGAUUUCUACGACCGAAACCUGGCUCUGUUUGAGGAAGAGAUGGACACUCGUCCAAAGGUUUCCUCUCUCCUCUCGCAUCUGGCUAACUACACAAACCUCACACAGGGAGCGCGAGAGCACGAGGAGGCCGAGAGCAUCGGAGAGAAACGCAAACCCCACAAGUCUCCUCAGAUGGGUACGUUCAUGGGCGUGUACCUGCCGUGCCUGCAGAACAUAUUCGGGGUCAUCCUGUUCCUCAGGCUCACCUGGGUGGUGGGUACUGCGGGGGUGCUGCAGGCGCUCUGCAUCGUCUUCAUCUGCUGCUGCUGCACCAUGCUGACGGCCAUAUCUAUGAGCGCCAUCGCUACCAAUGGAGUGGUACCAGCCGGGGGCUCCUAUUUUAUGAUCUCCAGAUCAUUGGGCCCUGAGUUUGGGGGUGCAGUGGGGUUAUGUUUUUAUCUGGGCACCACCUUCGCUGGGUCCAUGUACAUCCUGGGAGCCAUCGAGAUCCUCCUGAUGUACAUCGCGCCGUCGGCCGCCGUCUUCUACUCCCACGAGCCCGAGGGCGAGGCGGCGGCCAUGCUGAACAACAUGCGCGUGUACGGCUCGGUGUUCCUGCUGCUCAUGUCGCUCCUGGUGUUCGUGGGCGUGAAAUACGUCAACCAGCUGGCGUCUCUGUUCCUGGCCUGCGUCAUCGUCUCCAUCCUCUCCAUCUACACCGGGGCGCUGGUGUCCGCCUUCAGCCCGCCCUCCUUCCCUGUGUGUGUGUUGGGGAACCGGAGCCUCUCCCGGCACGAGCUUCACGGCGACAGGUGCGCCAAGACGGUCCUGGAGCCGCAACCGGACCUCGUGGUCUACGCCAACGCCAGCGCGGGCGAGAACGAGACGGAGGCCACGCCCGCGCCGCCGGUGAUGGUGGAGAGGACCACGGCGCUGUGGCGGCGCUUCUGUAACUCGUCCGAGCUGAACGCCGUGUGUGACGAGUACUUCGCUCACAACAACGUCACCCAGGUGCAGGGCAUCCCCGGCCUCGCCAGCGCCGUCAUUACAGAGAACAUCUGGAGCUCGUACCAGAGUAAAGGAGAUCUUCUGGAGCAGGGGUCCAGCCCCGCCCCCAGCCCCGCCCCCUACACCCACCACUUUCCGUACGUGUUUGCCGACAUCACCACGUCCUUCACCGUCCUGGUGGGAAUCUUCUUCCCCUCUGUAACAGGUAUCAUGGCGGGUUCGAACCGUUCGGGUGAUCUGAAGGACGCCCAGCGCUCCAUACCCAUCGGCACUAUUCUGGCCAUCCUCACCACCUCCGUCGUGUAUCUCAGCAGUGUUCUGCUCUUCGGUUCCUGUGUGAAGGGAGUGCUGCUCCGAGACAAGUUUGGAGACUCGGUGAAUGGUAAACUGGUGGUCGGUACCCUCUCGUGGCCUUCACCCUGGGUGAUUGUGAUUGGUUCCUUCUUCUCUACGUGUGGUGCAGGUCUGCAGUCGCUUACCGGCGCCCCCCGUCUGCUGCAGGCCAUCGCCAAGGACAACAUCAUUCCCUUCCUCAGAGUGUUCGGUCAUGGUAAAGCUAACGGAGAACCCACCUGGGCUCUGCUGCUCACUGCGUUCAUCGCUGAACUGGGAAUUCUCAUCGCCUCACUGGAUCUGGUGGCUCCCAUUCUCUCUAUGUUUUUCCUGAUGUGUUAUCUCUUUGUGAAUCUGGCAUGUGCACUCCAGACCCUUUUGAGGACCCCCAACUGGAGACCCCGAUUCUCCUAUUAUCACUGGGCCCUGUCGUUCUUGGGGAUGGUCAUUUGCCUGGCCUUGAUGUUCAUUUCCUCCUGGUACUACGCCAUCGUUGCCAUAGUGAUCGCCGGCAUGAUCUACAAGUACAUCGAGUAUCACGGGGCGGAGAAGGAGUGGGGCGACGGCAUCCGAGGUCUGUCUCUGAGCGCCGCCCGUUACGCCCUGCUCAGGCUGGAGGAGGGACCACCACACACCAAAAACUGGAGACCUCAGCUGCUGGUCUUGCUGAAGCUGGAUGAAGAUGCCCACGUCAAAUCUCCACGUCUGCUGACCUUCGCCUCUCAGCUCAAGGCGGGUAAAGGACUGACCAUCGUGGGGACGGUCCUCCCCGGCAACUUCCUCUUCAGCUACGGAGAGUCGCUGGCCGCUGAGCAGACCUUGAAGCAUCUGAUGGAGAAGGAGCGGGUGAAGGGAUUCGUGCAGUGCAUCGUGGCCCAGAAACCGCGCGAGGGCAUCAGUCACAUGAUCCAGUCCAGCGGUUUGGGUGGCAUGAGGCCCAACACGGUGGUGAUGGGGUGGCCCCAUGCCUGGAGGCAGAGUGAAGAUCCUCAGAGCUGGAAGACCUUCAUCAACACCGUGCGCUUGACCACAGCAUCACAUCUGGCUCUGCUGGUACCCAAAAACAUCUCUCUGUACCCCACCAACAGUGAGCCGUAUACAGAGGGUUACAUCGACGUGUGGUGGAUCGUACAUGAUGGAGGAAUGCUCAUGCUGCUGCCCUUCCUACUGCGCCAACACAAGGUGUGGCGUAAGUGUGGGAUGAGGAUCUUCACUGUAGCUCAGAUGGAAGAUAACUCCAUCCAGAUGAAGAAGGACCUGGCCACGUUCCUCUACCACCUGCGUAUAGAAGCUGAGGUGGAGGUGGUGGAGAUGCAUGACAGUGAUAUCAGUGCGUACACGUACGAAAGAACCCUGAUGAUGGAGCAGCGCUCUCAGAUGCUCCGACAGAUGCGCCUCUCCAAAUCCGACCGAGACAAAGAGGCCCAGUUGGUGAAGGACAGGAACUCCAUGCUGAGGUUAACGAGUAUCGGCUCUGACGAUGAUGACGACACCGACGGAGGGGGUGGGGCAGAUAAAGCGGGCGGAGCCGCCGAGCAUAGGCGUGUCCACAUGACCUGGACCAAAGACAAAGCUCUGGAACUGCGAGGACACAAACAAUCGAACACACACGUUUACUCCGACUGCAGCACGCCCGAGGGCUUCAGGGACAUGCUCAGCAUCCGGCCGGAUCAUUCCAACGUCAGACGCAUGCACACCGCCAUCAAACUCAACGAGGUCAUCGUCAACAAGUCCCAUGAUGCUCGGCUGGUUCUGCUCAACAUGCCGGGGCCGCCGAGGAACCCCGACGGAGACGAGAACUACAUGGAGUUUUUGGAGGUUCUGACCGAAGGCCUGGAGCGCGUCCUAUUGGUCCGGGGAGGAGGAAGUGAGGUCAUCACCAUCUACUCCUGACCGAGCCCCGUCCGUCCUGCGGCGAUGGAACUACGUCGCGGGACGCAGAGAGCAGGCUCCGCCCACUACGCCGUAUUCACCAUCGUCCAGCUCCUCUGGUUGCCAAAAAAAAAAAACCCUCAUCUGCACAAAUUCGUCUUAUUUCAUUAGGGAUCAGUGUUGAAACGAGCAGCUCCGGCCUCCCUGCGAGACAGACCAGUCUGUGGUGUUCCACACACGGGCGUGUUUAUUCCACAGUGGGACAGCGAGAGGUUCCGUGGUCGACUCAGGGUUCUUCUGGUUGGUGGACCUUCUGUGUGUGUGUGUGUGUGUGUGUGUGUGUGUUUUAGCCUGUUGAUCUAUGGUUAAAGGAACACCCCGACACGCCCGCCGUCUGUACUGGAGGUGUGAGGAUCAUGUAGCGACUCCCGGCAGUCACAGUACAGAAGCCUCCGUCCUGUCGUCCAGCAGCCUUGCUUCUGAGGUGUGUUAAGGUGGACCGUGAUUCCUCACACCUCCACUACAGACUGGAGUGUGUGUGUGUGUGUAACCUGGAGUGUUCCUUUAACCCUGCAGAACCUGCUGUUGAGUGUGAGGAUGUGGAAUGAUGAUGAUGAUGAUGAUGAUGAGGAGGGUUAAUUCAGCAAUAUGAAGGCGAAGGCGUUCUUGCACAUGUUCUCCUUUUUGCAGCAUGAUGUUUUAUGGUUUUAUUGUGCUUCAUGACGACAGAAGCUCUGCAUGUUCAGGCAUUAAAGUCGAUUCUUACUCAA